Messenger RNA from Loa loa (African eye worm), 549 nucleotides. RefSeq names its product fas apoptotic inhibitory molecule isoform c. The transcript has 4 exons. The coding region runs from base 1 to 549 and encodes 182 amino acids. Lineage: Eukaryota; Metazoa; Nematoda; Chromadorea; Rhabditida; Onchocercidae. The record is from RefSeq and is a predicted model, not a curated record. Gene Ontology annotation, biological process: negative regulation of extrinsic apoptotic signaling pathway via death domain receptors; positive regulation of neurogenesis; canonical NF-kappaB signal transduction.
AUGUCAGAUAAGCAAGAUACUGUAGCAAGUUGGUCAGUACCUGUACAAGACCGAAUAUAUAAGAUUGAAUUCGAGCAUGGUACUGCCAGUGGCAAGAGAGUUAUACGAGUUGAUGGCAAAGAAAUUUUGAGGAAAAACUGGAUGUUCAGCCUUGUGGGUAAAGAGAUAUUUAAUAUUGGUAAAUUUAAAUGUGCCAUUAAUGUGGAAGCUUUGGGAACAUUUUUAUAUGAAUACACAUUGGAAGUGAAUGGUAAAUCCUACGAUAAAUUUCGAGAAGACGUGGCAAAAAAGUUUAAAAGUUGGACAACAGUUCUGGAUGGACAAGAGACUCGUAUUUGCUUAGAUAAAGGAACAAUGGACAUUUGGGUGAAUGGUCAAAAAAUGAAUACUGCGGGUGAAUUUUUGGAAAAUGGUACAAAGACACAUUUUGAAAUUGGUCAUAGUGUUUGUUACGUGAAAGCAACAAGUAGUGGUAAUAAGAAAUUUGGAUUUAUCUAUCAGCUUUACGUUAACAAUAACGAAAUAAUCUCCAGUGAUGGAUCUUAUUGA